AUGUCGAGCGGUUAUGUCAAGCGGACGACGCUCUUCAAGAUCCCGGAGAAGAAUAUUGAUUUGGUUUUGAAGCAGUAUGAGGUGCUGAGGAAGACGGCGGUGAAAGACGGCAAGCCUUACAUCGUCUCCAACGUUGCGCGACGCAUCACCAACACCAGCUCGCCGCUGAGUGAAGGCUUCACCAUCUCCUCGCAGUCCGUCUUUCGAAGCAAGGAAGAUCACGACUUCUACGACAAAGAAUGUCCGGCUCAUGCGGAGUUGAAAAAGGUGACCGGGAGCGUGAGGACGGGCAUCAUGACUGUUGUGACGGAGGGCGAAUGGCCGGAGCCGAAGCUUUAG
This is a messenger RNA of Neohortaea acidophila, 339 nucleotides long. RefSeq lists its product as uncharacterized. NCBI's taxonomy places the organism in Eukaryota, Fungi, Ascomycota, Dothideomycetes, Mycosphaerellales, Teratosphaeriaceae. Bases 1 to 339 code for a protein of 112 amino acids. The transcript has 3 exons. The record is from RefSeq and is a predicted model, not a curated record.